Molecule: messenger RNA, 998 nt
Organism: Manduca sexta (tobacco hornworm)
Lineage: Eukaryota; Metazoa; Arthropoda; Insecta; Lepidoptera; Sphingidae
Exons: 2
Coding region: 65-481 (138 amino acids)
Source: RefSeq, a predicted model, not a curated record
AAAUCAGUUGUUGAGAUAACAUUAUUUUGAGAUUCUAAGUGAACUUUAGUCAAAGUGCAUAAAAAUGAAUAACGCUAUUUUCUUCGCUGAAGGACUGAAGUUUUUUGACAUAACAUUGAAAGAGAAAUUAGAUGAGUUUGACGCACCACCGUGGUCGCCUAACAUCGAAAAAUUGUCUCCAAUCAAAAAAAUGAACACACCGUUUUAUAAGGCAUUUGGAAAUGGUGUUUCUGUGGAAUCCUUCGAUAAAAGCAAGCUGGAAUUCAGAUCUCCAGCAGAGGAAUCAACUCCGUCAUCUCCAGAAACAUUGAAAGUUUCAUUACCCUCAACACCUAUAUUAAGGAAGCCAAUAAGUGUCAUAAUGUCUAGGAUACGGAGAAUAAACUUCGAUUUACCCGAAGAUUAUGAGCUACAAGUAAAAUCAACUGUUGAUAAUGGAGAAAAAAAUGGUGAUGAUGCUGUCAAGGAAACUGUGUUGUGAUUUGCCAUUUAUAAACCCACUCUGGUUUCUCCUAAUAAUUUAGGGUGCUAAAGUCUUCGCCAUAUCUUUAGCUCGCGUCUUUACAUCAUAAAUUCCCAUCAAAUUUAGUGUGGCGUGAUAAGUGACAAACAGAAGUAGAAAAGAGACGCACAUUAUAAGAGAUGCAUUGUAAUUACCCACCGAUAUUUAUACAAUGUUUCGAAAAGUAGAGAUAUUCUAUAUUAAACAAUAAGUUUACUAUAGAGUAUAUAAGUACAUAUUUAUUUUUAGGUAUAAAGAUUGUGAUCUACAUAAAGUACCUGCAAAGUGCCUAUUUAAAUACUAUUACCUAUGUUAUCAAUAUUUUACAUGUUGAUAUUGUGUUAUUGACUUUUAGUUAUUAAUUCUAGCAACUAGUUUUUUGUUUCGGUUUAAAACUUAAUUGUUAAUGUCGGUCAAUGUCAGUUAUUAUUUAAGACCUGUUUACGUUUAUAUAAAUUUAAGUCUGACUUUUCGAUCCGACAUGGAUUAUUUUAAG